CACCCUCCUUCCUUCCCGAGCCUCAUCCAAACCCCGGAACUCAAGAGAGCGCUGCAACCACUAGAGCCGACUAAUCGAAGGCCACCGCCAUGGCCGCCCCUACCGCUACUUCCAUGCUGAGCGCGCUGCUCCAGUUUCCCCUUGCUCCGUUCUCCGGGAAGAGCUCCGCGCCGUCGGCGGUCCAAAUGGCUCCCCGCCGUGCCCCUACGGCCGUGCACGCCUCGAAGGGCUACAACGUGCAGAUCGUGGUGGACGAGGGGGAGGGUGAGGACUCCAUCUUCCGUAGGUUCAGGCGGGAGGUGAUGAAGGCCGGCCUGCUCCAGGAGAUCAAGCGCCGCCGGAGGCACGAGAACGCCAAGGACAUCAAGAUCCGCAAGGCCCGCGAGGCCGGCCGCCGCAACCGCCGCAGGCGUAUGAUGGAUGACCGCAGGUUCCCAGAAGACGAGGGAGACUCAGAGGCUGUGAGAACCCGCCGCGAUGAGGACAAUGACAACUGGGAAGUUAGCGGUAUUCUGUGAAUGGAUUGACGAUCGAAUUCAUAACCACUUUAGAUGCACAGCUCCGGCAAAUCGAGAUCUUCUUUUGCCCUGCAUGGCACAAACCAUAUGAGUUACGAGCUUCCCUUUCCACUUCAGUUGUACUAUUUCAUUGUACCAAAUAUUAGAUAAUACAAUAUCUAUUCCGUAUACAUUUGUAUAUGUUUACUUACUUUCUUGGAAUGUGAAGCAUAUGGUUAUUGAA
Messenger RNA from Lolium rigidum, 741 nucleotides. Its product is annotated as 30S ribosomal protein S21, chloroplastic-like. Gene Ontology annotation, biological process: translation. Gene Ontology annotation, molecular function: structural constituent of ribosome. The transcript is spliced from 2 exons. Bases 90 to 518 code for a protein of 142 amino acids. Gene Ontology annotation, cellular component: ribosome. NCBI's taxonomy places the organism in Eukaryota, Viridiplantae, Streptophyta, Magnoliopsida, Poales, Poaceae. The record is from RefSeq and is a predicted model, not a curated record.